Molecule: messenger RNA, 185 nt
Organism: Chondrus crispus (carragheen)
Lineage: Eukaryota; Rhodophyta; Florideophyceae; Gigartinales; Gigartinaceae
Exons: 2
Coding region: 1-156 (51 amino acids)
Source: RefSeq, a predicted model, not a curated record
AUGCGGGACUGCCGCGAAAGGGGGGGAGGGGGCGGGAGAAGAGAGGGAUUGCAUUUUAGCAUAUUGGGCGACUCCGAAAAACAUAAAUUGUGUACACACAAAAUUUCCUUGUGUAUGUGUGUCGUAUUUUGUGCCUUGGCACGGAAAUGCAUGUGAACAAAAAUUUGUGUAAGACACAUUUAAUG